AAUUCCAUAAAAAGGCCAGAAUUAAUUCUAUUUUCUACAUUUCUUGGUCAAUUCAAUUGAUAGACACUGAAGUAUGACUACUGGAAAGAAACCUCUUAUUAUAAACGCCUUUGAAAUGGGCUCUCCAGGACAUUUAAGUCCUGGUCUCUGGAAACAUCCAGAUGAUAGAUCCCCCGAAAAGAAGGAUAUCGAGUACUGGAUCAACUUGGCAAAACUUUUGGAAAAGGGCAAGUUCAAUGCCGUAUUCAUAGCUGAUACAUUAGGUGGGUAUGAUGUUUACAAUGGCCCACGAAACCUUGACGCAGUAGCUACAUCUGGUGCACAAUGGCCCAUCCAUGAGCCUAGUUUGUUUGUGCCUGCUAUGGCGGCAGUGACUAAGAACCUUGCCUUUGGUGUUACAUUUAGUACAAUCAGUGAAGCACCAUACCUUCUUACUAGAAGAUUGGCAACAUUAGAUCAUUUAACCAAGGGCAGAGUAGGAUGGAAUAUUGUAACUUCAUAUUUGGAUAGUGCAGCCAGAAAUACUCUAGGUGGGGAGGAAUUACCACCUCAUGAUGAGAGAUACUUGAGAGCAGAGGAAUAUCUUCAAGUGGCAUACAAGUUAUUUUUAUCUUCCUGGAGUGAUGAUGCAGUUGUUUUGGACCGUAAACUGGGUGUAUUUAACGAUCCCAAGAAAAUUAGAGAGAUCAAUCACAUAGGUAAGUAUUUUAACGUACCAGGACCAAAUAUUGUGCAACCAACGCCACAAAGAUUACCCUUGAUAUUACAAGCAGGUGCUUCUUCAUCCGGAAAGGAUUAUGCUGCAAGAAAUGCUGAGGUUGUGUUUUUAGUAUCCCUUGAGCCCGAAAAUUUGGCAAUUGAAAUUGCUUCUAUCAAAGAUCUUGCUAGAGAGAAAUAUGGUAGAGAAGAGGGAUCUAUUAAAUUCAUCCAAUUACUCACUACUGUGAUUGGAGACACUUUGGAGGAAGCCGAAGCUAAAUACAAAGAAUAUCAGAGUUAUGGCGAUAAGGAAGGUGCACAGGCUUUAUUUAGUGGAUGGAGUGGUUUUGAUAUCGGAAAGUUUGGAUACGAUGAAGAAUUAGUAUAUUCCGAGUCAAAUGCUAUUCGGAGUUUUGCUGCAAGAUUUACCAAACCAGUAGUUGGAGAGGACAACCAACCAAAGAAAACCAGGGAUUACUUUGCCAAUCUGAUUACAGUUGGAGGAACUGGACCUGUGAUUUGGGGAACAGCAGAACAAGUUGCAGAUCAGAUUGAAAGUUGGGUGGAUAUUUCUAAAGUUGAUGGGUUUAACUUUGCCUACGCCAUUGCCCCCGGAACCAUCGAAGACGUUGUUAAUAAGUUGAUCCCAGUGUUGAGAAAAAGGGGAUUAGUGUGGGACGACUACCCCAAAGAAGGUGUGACAUUCAGAGAACAGGUAUUUGGUACUGAGGGCGAAGAUCCAAGCUUCUUGAAACCCUCUCAUCCUGCCCACAAGUUGAGAUGGAGAGCUGGAGUUUCUAAAGAAGAAUUUGAAAAGCUGUUGGCCCAGUAGUAAGAGUAUAUGUAUGUUUGUAUGGUGUAUAUUAGAAUAAAGAGAGAAAUAAGAGUACA
[Candida] anglica is the source of this 1590-nucleotide messenger RNA. The record is from the annotation of a GenBank genome assembly. Lineage: Eukaryota; Fungi; Ascomycota; Pichiomycetes; Serinales; Debaryomycetaceae.